AUGGCUGCUUCUUCAUCUUCUUCACAGUUUGACUUCAAGAGAUACCAUGUCUUUUCGAGUUUCCACGGCCCAGACGUCCGCAGUGGAUUUCUCAGUCAUUUACACAGUCACUUCGAAAGUAAAGGGAUCACUACGUUCAAAGAUCAAGAGAUCGAGAGAGGCUAUACGAUUGAACCUGAGCUCGUGCAAGCGAUUAGAGAUUCUAGAGUCUCCAUUGUGGUGCUCUCAGAGAAGUACGCUUCUUCUGGUUGGUGCUUAGAUGAGUUGGUGGAAAUCUUGAAGUGCAAAGAAGCUUCAGGGCAGGCUGUGAUGACUGUUUUUUACAAAGUUGAUCCGUCCGAUGUACGGAAACAGUUGGGGAAUUUUGGAAGUGCUUUCAAGAAAACAUGUGAAGGGAAAUCCGAGGAAGUGACGAAGAGAUGGAGCAAAGCUUUGACCGAUGUAGCAACCAUAGCUGGAGAACACUCUUUAAACUGGGCUAAUGAAGCAGAGAUGAUCCAAAAGAUUGCUACAGAUGUUUCAAACAAACUGAAUCUUACUACACCUCUAAGGGAUUUUGAGGGAAUGGUGGGACUUGAAGCUCAUCUGACAAAAUUGGGCUCUCUGUUAAGCCUCGAGUGGGAUGAUGUGAAGAUGAUUGGCAUUUGGGGUCCUUCCGGAAUUGGUAAGACUACCAUUGCUAGAGCUUUAUUUAAUCAACUCUCUACUAGUUUUCGGCGUACCUGUUUUAUGGGGAACAUUGAUGUUAAUGACUAUGAUUCGAAGUUGUGUUUGCAAAGCAAGCUUCUGUCAAAAAUUUUGAACCAAAAGGAUAUGAAGAUACAUCAUUUAGGCGCAAUAAAAGAAUGGCUACAUAACCAGAGAGUGCUUAUAGUUCUUGAUGAUGUGGAUGAUCUAGAGCAGCUAGAGGUAUUAGCUAAAGAAAGUUCUUGGUUCGGUCCUGGAAGUCGAAUUAUUAUUACCUUAAAGGAUAAAAAGAUUUUGAAGGCACAUGGGAUCAACGAUAUCUACCAUGUGGAUUUUCCAUCCGAAAAAGAAGCUCUUGAGAUCUUAUGUCUAUCUGCUUUCAAACAAAAUUCUCCCCAAGAUGGUUUUGAAAAGCUUGCAAAAAAAGCAGUAGAGCUUUGCGGUAAUCUUCCAUUGGGCCUUCGAGUUGUUGGUUCUUCUUUCUAUGGGGAGAGUGAGGAUGAGUGGAGGAGUCAAUUAUAUGGGAUUGAACCUAAUUUUGAUAGAAAAAUUGAGAAUGUCUUGAGAGUGGGAUAUGACAAAUUGUCGGAGCGACAUCAAUCUUUGUUUCUUCAUAUUGCAUGCUUUUUCAACCAUAAAAGUGUUGAUUAUGUGACAACCAUGCUAGCUGACAGUACUUUGGAUGUCGAGAAUGGGUUGAAGACCUUAGCUGCUAAAUCUCUUGUGUCUACUAAUGGUUGGAUAACGAUGCACUGUCUACUUCAACAAUUGGGUAGACAAGUUGUUAUUCAACAGGGCGAGCCGGGGAAACGUCAGUUUUUAGUAGAGGCCAAAGAGAUUCGUGAUGUGUUGGCAGAUGAAACAGGUACUGAAUCCAUCAUAGGUAUAUCAUUUGAUAUUUCCAAGAUCGAGGCGUUAUCUAUAAGCAAGCGAGCCUUCAAUAGAAUGCGUAACCUCAAAUUCUUAAAUUUCUAUAAUGGAAAUGUUAGCUUGUUAGAGGACAUGGAAUAUCUACCUCGUCUAAGGUUGCUUCAUUGGGGUUCAUACCCGAGGACAAGUCUUCCUUUGACAUUUCAGCCAGAAUGUCUCGUCGAAAUCUAUAUGGGAUCCAGCAAGUUGGAGAAGCUAUGGGAAGGAAUCCAGCCCCUUACAAAUCUAAAGAAAAUAAAUUUGGGAUAUUCUUCCAAUUUGAAAGAAAUCCCAAAUCUUUCGAAAGCCACUAACCUCAAGACGUUGACACUUACCAGUUGUGAGAGUUUGGUGGAGAUUCCAUCCUCUAUUUCUUAUCUACAGAAACUGGAAUUGCUGGAUGUGUCAUGUUGCAUUAAGCUACAAAUUAUUCCCACCAACAUCAACUUAGCAUCUCUUGAGGAGGUCAGAAUGAAUAAGUGCUCACGACUGAGAAGUUUUCCAGAUAUUUCGAGUAACAUCAAGCGUCUCUAUGUAGCAGGCACAAUGAUUAAAGAUAUUCCUGCGUCCAUUUUUGGAAACUGGUCUCGUCUUGAUUUGCUUCAGAUAGGGAGCAGAAGCCUCGAGAGAAUAAUACAUGUCCCAGAAAGUGUAACACAGUUAGACCUGCGCAACAGUGACAUAAAGAUGAUUCCAGAUUGCAUCAUAGGUCUCCCGCAUCUAGUAUCUCUUCUCGUUGAAAACUGCACAAAACUGGUGUCAAUUCAGGGUCAUUCCCCUUCCCUGGUGACCCUAUUUGCAGACCACUGUACAUCGCUCAAGAGCGUAUGCUGCUCUUUCCACGGACCAAUCUCGAAAUUGAUGUUCUACAACUGUCUGAAACUGGAUAAAGAAUCCAAAAGAGGAAUCUUACAACAAUGGGGUAACAAGUCUAUAUUCUUGCCAGGUAAAGAAAUCCCUGCAGAGUUCACUCACCAAACUAUAGGGCACUCGAUAACCAUCUCUCUGGCUCCAGUUUGUGAGGAAGUUUUUUCUGCGUUUGGAAGAUUUAAGGCUUGCCUUCUGCUUUCGCCAGUCAAGAAUUUUGCAUUUAAUAAGAUACGUUGUUUUCUAAGAAGCAAAGGAGGUGUCAUAAUUAACUCUGCUACAGAGUCCAUAUAUCCAUUUGUGUCUGGUGGAUCUCUAUCAGAACAUCUGUUUAUGUUUUGUGGAGACAUAUUUCCGGAUGAAGACAGUUGCCUUUUGGAUGUGACUCCGAACGAGAUUCUAUUUGAUUUCAGCUCCAGUGAUGUCGAGGUUAUGGAAUGUGGUGUAAAGAUCUUUUUGACUAGUGGCAUCGAAGUGGGCUACUCUGAAACUGGAGGCAACAGAAACCACCACAUAGAUGGAGAAGCAGAAGCUUUAAAGGUCUCUCAAGUUGAAUACAUCAAAGACAGUGAACAUACAGGUCGCUGGAGUUGGCUUAGGAAGCUUCCUCUGUGGAAGAAGAAGAUGGAGAAUAAUAUGGCAGAGCUUAGUUUGAGACCAGUCUCAGGAUCCAUUAAAAAUGAAAACAUCACAGAUCUUUGGCGUUUGCUAUGUAUUGGUUCCCUUGUGGUCUCUGUUAUUUUUCUCUUUUUUGGGAAACCCCUUGUGGUUUCUGUUUUGUUGCUUUUUUAUUGCUUGUUUCUUCAAAUGCAAUGACCUGCAUCAGCAUCACACAUCUUGUUGUGUUUUAAUAAAAAGUUUGUGGUGUUUUUAAUAAAA
Messenger RNA from Capsella rubella, 3342 nucleotides. RefSeq names its product disease resistance protein RML1A. Lineage: Eukaryota; Viridiplantae; Streptophyta; Magnoliopsida; Brassicales; Brassicaceae. The record is from RefSeq and is a predicted model, not a curated record. The transcript is spliced from 4 exons. Gene Ontology annotation, biological process: signal transduction; defense response. The coding region runs from base 1 to 3279 and encodes 1092 amino acids. Gene Ontology annotation, molecular function: ATP hydrolysis activity; ADP binding.